This is a messenger RNA of Linum trigynum, 2449 nucleotides long. The record is from the annotation of a GenBank genome assembly. Lineage: Eukaryota; Viridiplantae; Streptophyta; Magnoliopsida; Malpighiales; Linaceae.
UUCGUUCGUCUGCGUCUCUGGGCGGUUUUCUAUUCAAGUGCUCUACUCCACACUGAUUAGCGUUCAACCAGAGUCACGACAAUCGGUAAAACAAUUCAAUGGGGUCGUCACUACCAGAGUUGAACUUGAAACGCGAUCACCAGGAUGAAAUCCAGGUAGGUAACCGGAUCGAAUUUUUGUUUCCCUCUACGUUGUCGAUGAAUCGUUUACUCUUGCGAAGGAGAAAAAGUGAUAAUCGAUCUCAUAUACUAUCGCACAUUUAGGGUUUCUCGUUGCCUUCAAUUCAAUUGUAACCAUGGAAAUUCUGCAUCCUAAUCGGAUCUCUCAUUUCUUCUCGAUACGAAUUGUUUUGGCCUAAUCGAUCUCAACUGUUGCAUAAUCAUAUGGGUCGUUUUGUUUCUCCAGGCUUUUAGAAUUGUAAUGAUGGUUUAGGGUUAGUUUUGGUGAAAAGGGGAUGAGAAGAAUGGAUUCUUGUUGCUGCAGGAAGAUAUUCUCAUGGAGAUCUUCUCUCGGCUGCCAGUGAAAACCCUAUUCCAAUUGCAGUCCGUCUGCAGGCGCUGGAACACCUGACCAACUACUUCUCGGCUUGCAACGCCUUCAAGACCCUGAUGGUCUACGAGAAUCAAGUGGGUGUGGGGAACAAAAAAAUCAUCCAGGCGUCUCCUAAUAAUGGCUUUGUGAAGAAAAUCAGGCAUCUGGAAGUCCCGAUGCAAGUAAUCUCCGGACGGGAUACCCUUGCUGGGUAAUCCUCAGGAUAGUUGUGAUCAUGCACUUACCCUAUGGAAUCCAUCAACUGGGCGAUUUAGGAAAGUCGCGGUGCCGCCCUGCAAUCAGCCCAGCAGAAAAGGGAAAUUCUCUCGACAUAGCUAUGGGUUUGGGACAGGUAAAGGGGCUGCUGAUCGUUCUGAUUCGUCACUUCAGCCUCGGGCAUUGCUCCUCCGACGAGCGUCCUGCACAAGUGAUGCUCUACUCACUCCGGACUGAUACUUGGAGGGAGCGGGUCGAGAUUGUUCGAUUUUUGGAGUGUUAUGCGCGUCUCCUGUCGCAGCAUUGGGGUUCGAUCUCACGAACCAAGUUUUCGAUCUGCUCUGCUCUGCUCCUGUCAGGCAACUCGUCAUGUACAAGGGUUCCCUCCCUCGUACUGUGGUGGUGCCUUGCAACUUUGGGCUUCACUAGUGGGCUGGGCUAGAUGCUGUAAAAUCUUUGUUCACGACUGCAAGCCCUCAUUCCUCGGCACAAGCCCCUUUAACUCCUACACGUAUACUAGACAGAGUUGUUCGCAUUUCCUCUUCCUUCAAGUAAAGAAGAGAUGAGGGGGAAAAAGGUUACGUAGCAAAAAGCAAAGUGGAUGGUAGUCUAGUCUUAGUCUAGUGGGUCAGGCAGCAAGAGAGAGCAAAUGGCUCAUCAGAUAAGCUAAUUUGACAGACAAGCACGAGAAUGUCUGCCAUGAUAACGAUCCAUGAAUGGGAAAGGGAAAGGGAAAGGGAAAGCAAAAAUUGGUACCAACUGCCAUCAUCUAGUCUUAUUCCAAACUUCCUAGCAAGCGAAACUGAUCAUCACCUAUCAAUUUGAGCUUGUGAUUUUUGCAGCUUCCAUGGCAGCGGAUGAUAACUUGAGUAGGGUUCUUGAUCUGGAGGUGAAUGCAUGUCCCAAUGGAUCAUACUCAUCAACAACCAUCAGUUGAUCAUACAGUUUCUUCAACCAUAGAGCUUCAAGCAAGAACACAAAAGCUUGUUUGUGCCUGCACAAUCACAUGUUGGCUCUUUCCACUACUUCCCUUCACCGUUCCCCUACUUCCCGUCAAAGAACCAAAAGCAUGGAUUCUUCUUCUCAAGCCAACACAGUUGAACAUUAUCAAUGGUCAUAAAGAAAGAAAGCCUGAUAACAAGACUUCUUAACUUUCUCUUUACCUGUUUCUGUUGUUGUUCAAGGGUUUUUUGUUUAUCAUGUGAAUUUACUUCUACCCUUUUGUUUAUCCAGAUUUAUUUCUGAGGAAUUCUGCUGCCAGAGUUUUGACCGGUGUGACUAGAUUGGGAUUGGGUUGUCUCGCAUCAUGGGAAUGUACAUAAUGUGACUUCUGAGUGAAUGAAUUUAGCACUAUGUUUGGGAAGGGGUGUAAAUGGAAGGGGGUGCAAGUUUGGAGGUGUUUACCCCCGUUUGGUUAUUUUGUAACAGUAGGGGGGUGCAAAACGUGAGCGUAAAUUCACAUUAUGUUUGGGAAUGGGUGUAAAUGGAAGGGGGUGCAAGUUUGGAGGGGUAAACACAAGUUCCAAGGUGUUUACCCCCGUUUGGUUAUUUUGUAACAGUAGAGGGGUGCAAAACGUGAGCGUAAAUUCACUGUUUCGGCUAACCCCCCAAAUUGGGGUGCAAGGGAAGGAAGGAAGGGGGAGGAAGGGAAUUAUGAAUUUUUAAUUAGAUUAUAAUUACAUAAUAAUUAAUAUUAUUAUUU